Molecule: messenger RNA, 1494 nt
Organism: Fusarium oxysporum Fo47
Lineage: Eukaryota; Fungi; Ascomycota; Sordariomycetes; Hypocreales; Nectriaceae
Product: amino acid permease/ SLC12A domain-containing protein
Exons: 5
Coding region: 1-1494 (497 amino acids)
Biological process (GO): amino acid transmembrane transport
Cellular component (GO): membrane
Molecular function (GO): amino acid transmembrane transporter activity
Source: RefSeq, a predicted model, not a curated record
AUGUGCAGCUCGAUGAAGGGUGAGGUGGCGGUCAGUGAAUCCGUCAAGACGGCCAAAUACAAAGAAGUCAUGUCACCGUCUACAGAGAUAAACUACGAAGCUUCCGGGAGAAGACCUCAUGAGAGCUCCAGCAAGCUCAAGUCAAGGCAUCUAUAUAUGAUUGCUACUGGAGGUAUCUUUUCUACGAUCUUGACCAAAAUGGCGGCUGCUUCAUUUGGCUUUGCCAUGGGUUACAACUAUUGGUUUGCCUACGCCAUCCUUGUGCCUUUCGAAAUCACCGUAUCCACGCUUGUCAUUCACUAUUGGAAUCCCCCGGUUCACGAUGCCGUCUUUCUCACGAUCCUUUUGGUUGUUAUUGUUGGACUCAACUAUCUCCCCGUCAAAGAUUCCGGUGAAGCUGAAUUUUUAUUCUCUUCACUUAAAGUCACAAUGCUUGUUGGCAUAAUGAUACUGUCCAUCCUCAUCGUCGCGGGUGGAGGACCGACCGGGGAGCGGGUUGGAAGCAGGAACUGGGACACUCCAAUCAAGCCAUGGAUCCUGGAGGGUAGUGUUGGCAGCUUGCUCGCUUUUCUUGGUGUUUUAGUGAGCAUUGUGCUUCCGAUGGGAUUUAUCGCUGAGAUGGUUGCAGUGUGUGGCGGCGAAACGAAAAACCCAGCAAAACCACUGCCUAAAGCUGCUCGAGCUUUUCUCUUCCGAUUAGCUUUCUUCUACGUCCUUCCCGUCUUCUUCGUCACCUUGAUCUGCCCUGCAGACGCACCGGAACUUACAUCUGGUGGUUCUGGCAUUGGCUCAUCACCUUUCGUUAUUGGCAUUAAGACGGCACAUAUUCGAGUUCUGGACCAUAUUAUCAACACCAUUAUCUUACUCUCAGCAUGGUCCGCAGGUAAUGUCUAUUGCUAUCUCUCAUCGCGAUCUUUGUACUCCCUAUCCAUUGAUGGGUAUGCACCUAAGUUCUUUGCGCAUACCAACAAAUAUGGAACACCUUACUGGUCAGUCACUGCGAGCGGCCUGGCGGCUCUCCUGGCCUACUUGAAUGUCAGAUCAAGUGCGGGUCAAGUAUUGACUUGGCUCGUCAACAUAAUCAACAUAUCGUCUGUUUUCUCAUGGGUUUUGCUCUCUUGGUCUUACAUUCGUUUCCGUAAGGCCCUCGAAGUCCAAGGCGUCGAUCGAAACAGGUUACCCUACCGCGCGAGACUAGGAAAAUCAAGCGCGUGGUUUUGUAUCUUCUUUUUCACCGUCAUUGGCCUCCUCAACGGCUUCCAGGUUUUCUUCCUGUCGGAAUGGAACGCAGCCGAUUUUAUCACUGCUUACAUUGGGAUCCCACUGUUUGUUCUUCUCUUUUUCGGCCAUAAAUACUUCAGAGGCCGUAGUGAGCCUUGGUUAGCGCCAUUGAAUCAACUGGAUUUGUCUCCAUUGAGUGUUAUCGAUGCGGUUAGCGUUGGAGGUGAGGUGUGUGGUCAAGAACUGGAUGGAGCUAAGAAGACUAGUGGCUGA